Molecule: messenger RNA, 1386 nt
Organism: Trichoderma aggressivum f. europaeum
Lineage: Eukaryota; Fungi; Ascomycota; Sordariomycetes; Hypocreales; Hypocreaceae
Exons: 1
Coding region: 1-1386 (461 amino acids)
Molecular function (GO): S-methyl-5-thioribose-1-phosphate isomerase activity
Source: RefSeq, a predicted model, not a curated record
AUGAAUAGGCAUAAAUACGCACCCAUCUCAGGCGGCGUCGAAGUCUCAGACACAUCCCCCCUCGCAACCGCCUGGCGCGAACUCGAAGAAGAAACCACCCUCACGGCGUCUUCUCUACGGCUCUUGCGACAAGGCAAGCCGUAUUCAUUCACAGACCCCCAAGUUGGCCGCAUAUGGACCAUCAAUCCCUUUGCGUUCAUCUUAAAGCCCGGCGUGGGCGAAGAGAGCAUCACGAUUGAUUGGGAGCAUGAAGGGUACAAGUGGUUCGAUCCUGGUGAGGUCACUGACGAUGAAUCUUUUCAUGGAGUGCCGCGGCUGAAGGAAAGUUUGAGGAGAGUGUGGUUUGACAUUGAUCUUGGUAGGGAUGCUGGUGGUGUUUUGGCGGCUGGGUUGAAGACGCUGCAAGAGGACCAUGAGAGCGGUGCGAGACAGUUGGCUUCAGCGGCAUUGGACAUGUAUCUCGACGUGAUUCCUCGAAUCGACACCAGUGAUGGAGACACGUGGUGGAAGAACAUUCGUUUCGCAGCAUGGCAUCUGUGGAAGAAUGGGCGAGAAAGCAUGGGAGCCCCCAUCCUCAGCGUCGUCCUCUCGAGCCUCUCCCUCAUCGAGCACCAUCUCACUCAAACUUGUCUCUCAAAAGACCUCGUCGACGAAAUCUGCGCCGACAUCAAACACCUCGCCCAACAAAGACACCAAUCAGCAACCAAAAUCGCCACCGCAUUCGUCUCAUUCCUCAACAAGACCUUUCCCUCCCAACCCACCAAGCCUCUCAAAAUCGUCACCCUCUCGUCCAGCUCAACAAUCACAGCGUCAAUCUCCCUCAUUCUCGAAUCAGCCUCUCGCCCCCUCGACAUACACGUCCUCGAAUCCCGCCCUCUCUUCGAAGGCGUCACGGCCGCACGCCGCUUCUCCUCCCUCAUCCAAACCAACCACAACGAAAACAAAAGCAGCGUCACCAUUCACACAGACGCAAGCGCCGCCCUCGCCUCCAAAGACGCACACAUCCUCCUCCUCGGCGCAGACCUCAUCGACAAGGCCGGCAACGUGAGCAACAAGACGGGCUCGCUCCCCGCCGUGCUCGCCGCCAAACACGUCUGUCCAGAGAUCAAAGUCGUCGUGCUGUCGGAAAAGGAAAAAGUGCUGCCGUUUGAUCCGCCGGGCCACGAGGAAAACGACGGCGAGGAGCUCAUCCGCGGGUGGGAUGGGAUACUGGGUCCGGAUGUGGGAUUGCAGGGCCUGAGUGUCACGAAUGUGUAUUUCGAGUGGGUGCCUGCGAGGCUGGUGGACGUCUAUCUGACAGAGGAUGGCGCCGAGGGCACGCAACAUGUGGAAGCGUGGGCGCAGGAGGUGCGGCAAAAGGCCGGCCGUUUCUUUGACCAUCUUUGA